GCAUGCGCAGCAGAGAGCGCCACAGCGUACCAGAAGAUGGGUCAUAUGUUGUUAUGAGCUGUGAGUUAAUGUAGAAAGCAGCGGUAGUUUGUGUUAUUAUAACGCUUUCAAGACCUCUGAGGAAACAAUUAAUAAUGUGUGUCGCGUCAACAGCGGCAGAAAACAGCAGAUCCCGCCUGUGGACGUAGAUUGAUGGUCUAGCCGGGGUGGAGAUGAUAAAGUUCGUGCUGAUGGUGAACCGCCAGGGUCAGACCCGGCUGUCGCGCUACUACCAGCCGGUGGAGCUCGGCAAGAGGGCGGCUCUGGAGGCCGACGUGGUGCGCGGCUGCCUGUACCGCAAGAAGGAAGAGUGUUCCUUCGUGGAGUACAAGGACUUCAAGCUGGUGUACCGCCACUACGCCUCGCUCUACAUCGUGGUGGGGAUCACAGAGUCGGAGAACGAGCUGUCCGUCUACGAGCUGGUCCACAACUUCGUGGAGGUUCUGGACAAGUACUUCAGCCGUGUGAGUGAGCUGGAUAUCAUGUUCAACAUGGACAAGGUCCACAUCAUCCUGGACGAGAUGAUCCAGAACGGCCACGUGGUGGAGACCAACCACUCCCGCAUCCUGGCCCCGCUCAGCGCGCUGGACACACUGGCUCACAGCUGAGGACGUCACCAUGACGACCACGGAGCGCAUACCCAUCACCAUGACGACCGUGGUGCGCAUACCCAUCACCAUGACGGCCACGGAGCGCAUACCCAUCACCAUGACGACCAGGGAGCACAUAGCAAUCAACAUGACUAACGUGGUGCUCAUGCUCCAUCACCAUGACUACCAUGGAGUUCAUACCCAUCACCAUGACUACCAUGGAGCUAAUGCCCAUCACUACCAUAGAUUCAUGUGUGGUUCAUAAACAAUGUGCCCUGAAGAUGCUGGAUCACCAUGACGACGACAAGGGAGGUAGACACUGGAUCGCCACGACAACAUGGUUUCAUACUUUGCAAAUAUUUUAAUGAUUUUUUUGUUUGGAGCAUACACAUUUGAAAAUAUCUGUUGACCUCAAACUGCAACUUGAGUUAAAUAAAGGUUUAUAAUAUACAAAGAAAA
Messenger RNA from Gadus macrocephalus (Pacific cod), 1088 nucleotides. RefSeq names its product adaptor related protein complex 4 subunit sigma 1 (gene ap4s1). The transcript has 6 exons. Gene Ontology annotation, biological process: vesicle-mediated transport; protein transport. Gene Ontology annotation, cellular component: intracellular membrane-bounded organelle. The record is from RefSeq and is a predicted model, not a curated record. Lineage: Eukaryota; Metazoa; Chordata; Actinopteri; Gadiformes; Gadidae. Bases 213 to 647 code for a protein of 144 amino acids.